Messenger RNA from Cryptococcus wingfieldii CBS 7118, 2937 nucleotides. RefSeq lists its product as hypothetical. The coding region runs from base 1 to 2937 and encodes 978 amino acids. NCBI's taxonomy places the organism in Eukaryota, Fungi, Basidiomycota, Tremellomycetes, Tremellales, Cryptococcaceae. Gene Ontology annotation, molecular function: protein binding. The transcript has 2 exons. The record is from RefSeq and is a predicted model, not a curated record.
AUGCCCAAGAGCCUGGCGGCAUUUGCAGCUGCUUUGCGUAGUAAUCAAAAACGGCCGACGCUCCCGUCAUUACCUGAUAAUUGGGUGCAACAAUCAGUAGCUGUGAUCGUGCCUACAGAGCCAGGCUGCUCGAGGUGGCUUUCGUGUUCAUGUUGCCGGAGACAAGUUGUGCAACCCGAAGUGGAAUCAAGAUACCCAAGAGUGUCCGACCCGGAAGUCACCUUUGCUCGCUCGAGCUCAAAUCGUGUCGCUCAGCCGAGAUCGUUGAGAUCACAAACAUCGACGUCUGCGCCCCUUCGAAAGCGUACCCCGUUUCCCUCUGUCACCCCUCCCUCUGGAAGCAAAGAAUUCUCCUCCUCGAGUCAUCACCCAACCCCAUUCCGGCGGACAUUCUUCACGUCCAAUCCUCUACACGGGUCAGAGUAUGCCCCCAUCCCCCCAUCAGGGGUUCCCAGGCUUUCGCCCGAAGAAGAACGGCGCCCCAUACUAUAUCCAGAUCCCAAUCCCAGAAGCACCCCCCAUCUACCUUUGCCCCCAACUCUACCUUACUCGCCAGACUCGCACCCUUUCAAGAGGCAUUUGUCAAUUUUGUCGCUAUCAAUCGUAGCAUCGCAUAGCGACGAAUCGUGGGCAGUUUACUGCGCCAUUCACGAUGAUCUUCGGAAGUACAUUCCCGACAGCACGUUCCGAGCAUUGCUGCUUAAACAAUGCCAAGUGAAAGAGAAUUCUUUGGCAGAGCAGUGGGCAAGGGUCAAAGAACUGCUCAAGCUCGGAAAGGAGUGCGAUAUGACUUUGGAAGAUAUGGGAUCCGAGGUCCUGGAAAAAGCGCUAGAAAUGGGUGUUGACGCUGCUUUGGCAGGCGAGACGAGAAAGGAAAGGAAGCGUCUACGUCAGAUAUGGUUUGCCCUCACCAAUUCUCUCCCCAACCUCAGCAUUGUGCCCCUCGCCACCCGAAAGAGAUGGUUGCAGCUUCAGGAGCGCCUCCUUAUCGAUCGUUCCGAAUGUACUUCAAAACCAUCACUUCUCAAUCAAUCCACUUUGAUGGAGGAAAGUGCCUUGAAUAUGGUUGAGCGAGGCGGGGCGGGGGGAGUAGAGACAUGGGUGGCAAGAGUCUUGAUCAGAUCUCGGGGAAAUGCAGGGGACGGCCCCAGGCAGAUAGUGCGCAACCUCCUCUGGUGCGGUGUCAAGAAGGCUACGCUCCCGAGAACGUAUCUUUACGAUGCCGUGUGGGGAAUGGUGCGUCGAUGGGACGCAAAAGAGGACCGAGUCGCGCUUCUCCAGGAAGAAUUGAAAGCAAUCUUGGAAGAAGUCGAAGCUACCGCUGGCUCUAUGGCAGAAGUCGAAGCGCUGAAGGUCAUGACUCGCGUCAUAGACCAGCUCAGGCGGCAUCACGAACAGGUAUCCAUGACUCUGGCCGCUCUGGAUGAAGGCAAAAUCGACUACCCUGCCCAAAUCUACAAGGGCGUCGAGUUUGCCUGGAAGGCGAAAGACAGUGAAGAGAAAGAAGCCAUCAUACAUCUUGAAGGCGCGUUCCGCCUUUUCCAGGCUUGUCUAGUCCAUCGGGAUGCCGAUCCUACUCCAUUGGUCGCCUCACUCUCUCACUCGCUCCUCCAGCUUCGUCCACGGUAUCCCAAACCGAUCGAUCAGAUUAUUGUUCCCUUCGCCCAGGCCGUCUACCAAGCUCGGCUGUUCUCUACCCUCCCACCCAAAAUCAUCACAGCCCUCCAUCGGCUCAACCUCUUCGCUUUGCCCUCUGAAGACGCGUAUAUCCUCUCCCGAAAGACCUAUGACCAGGCCCGUGCUGCUGAACCGCCUUUUGCGUGGUCUCUGAAGAACCUCCACUCCUGGCAGGAGUUGUUUGCAUGUGCACUCACGCGUGAGAAGCCACACGUUCACUUUGCCUCCCGGCUUUACACGGACUUGAUUGCGGAUGGUCUACACGUCCCUCGCGAACAGGCGCUCCUCAUGCUACGUUGCGUUGGUGCCAAACCCUCUCCCUCGCGCCCCAUACUCCUCGAAAGACACAUCAAAGACUACAUUUGGUUCGGGUAUCGCGACAAGACGGCCUUCAUCCACGCUGUCGUUAAGGGCCUCACGGGAAAGGGAGUGAAGGAUGCGGAGCUAGCGUUGACUUUGGCAGAGAGGCUGAGCGCGGGGAUGGGCGAGGGGGCGGAACUGGAGCCGAUUGUGUUGGAGUUGAUCAUCGUCAAUUUGGCCCGCUCUUCCAACCCUCGUGUCCGUCAGAAGUGCAUCAAUCUUCUACAUCGACUACCCCCCGGUACUGCCACCAGAUCAUACAACACCGUUCUUUCCUUUCUUGCCUCCCAAUCGCGCGCGAACCCGUCUGUGAACGCCGAGGAUGAACUAUCCCCUAGACAAGUCCUCACCUUGGUCAUUACGAUCUACAAGGAUAUGGUGGAUCGAGGCGUGGCCAGAGAUGGGAGGACAACAAGCACGUUGCUUAGGACCUUGACAGACAAUGGUCUUCUUGAUGAGGGGAUUAAAGUGCUCGAAAGCUCACUUCAGCAUGAUAUACUACCCAAAAGUCAUGCCAUCGGUCGUCUGAUGGUCCGUCUUGCCCUCUCGGGGCGCCUUACUGAAGCUCUUUCGGUUGAGAAGUCUUGGAGACAAGCCAUCAAGGGCAUCGUUGGCGGAGUCCUGAAGGAGAAUAAAGUCUGGGAUCUGGCUGUGGUCGGAGCAAGAGCGUUGGUGGAUGUCAAGAUGGGUGAAGAGGUAGAUUUUGCAGAGUUGGAGAGGCAGACAGGAUGGGUGGCGAGUAAGGAGUAUAUGGUGUUUUUGCGGGACCAGAAGCCUCGUCUGGGGAGUGCGACGAAGGAGGGGGAGGCAGGCGAGGAAAGGUUAGUGCAGGGCGCGCAGGCUGAGGAUAGGCUGCAUGGUAUCGAGUCGCAGGAAGGUAGGCAUCUAGGAUGGCUGUAA